Drosophila mojavensis is the source of this 5865-nucleotide messenger RNA. RefSeq names its product protein TANC2 (gene rols). Lineage: Eukaryota; Metazoa; Arthropoda; Insecta; Diptera; Drosophilidae. Gene Ontology annotation, molecular function: protein binding. The transcript has 7 exons. The record is from RefSeq and is a predicted model, not a curated record. The coding region runs from base 32 to 5683 and encodes 1883 amino acids.
UGCACACGUUUUCCAAUUUGCAGCUGACCCCAUGUCAAUGGCCACAAUGCAGCUGCAGUCAAUGGACGUGGCGGAGCUGGAGCUGGAAACGCCCCCGUUGCCCAUACAUCCACCGCCCAACAUUCCUGUCAGCGGCAUUGUCUAUGGCUUUCGCACACGCCACUUGUCCUGCAUCGAGGAGAAUGACUCCGAUUCCCUGCACGGCUCGUCGAUACCGCGUGCCUAUGAUCUCAUGCAGCAGGCAGAUGAGACGUUUCAAAAGCUAAACGCUGGGAAAAACUACGCAACGGAGGAGGAGGAGGAGGACGAGGAGGGCGAUGACGAUGAGGAUGAGGUGCACACGGAUGAGGAAGAGGAUGUGCCGGACACCAUUGCCAUGAUCGAUGAGUCGCGCUUGUGUGAUGCCGACUAUCUGGACGAGCUGAUUGCUGAGGAGCAGCAUGAGGCUGCAAACGCUGAGCUGGCCGACUCUGGCAAUGCGGAGGAAGACUUUUGGCAGCCCAGGUUCAAUCGCAACGACAUUAUGAUGACUUCGUGCUAUGGCACAUUGAACAGCUCCUUUGGCAGUGAGAUGUCCACUCCAGCAGCCACGCCUAAGAAGGCGCCAGAGCCGCUGUAUGCGACGCCCGAGAAACGUCGCAAAAACAAUCGCAGCUUCGACUCCACCUGCGCCUCGCAGACCAGCUCCAUUUAUGGCGGCUCCAUGAACUCCUCAUUAGAGCUCAACUACAUAAUGAGCUCGGCGAGCACGUUGCGUGGCGCCUCUGUGCCGCCCAUGGAUCUAUCCCUGCUAUCGAACGAUGGCAUCAGCGCCCUCGACUGGGGCUCCGCCAGUGUGACAUGCGUCUUGGACACUGGCCAUGGCAAUCCCGCCGAGGAGCUUGACGAGGAGACGGCAGCGAAGUGCCUCAGUGCAGCGGAGAGCGAUCUUCAAUCGAUUCGACGGCUCUUGGAACAUGAUGCCAGCGGCUCGGUUUGCCCCUCGUGCCGCAUUUCCUUCGAUAAGGGCAAGCGACGGAAACUGAUCGACACCUGCGGACACGAACGCUGUUAUUCCUGUAUGUUCCGCAACGAUCAGUGCCCCAUGUGCAUGAACAGUUCGCUGAAAGAUGUUGAUGGCGCCAAUGCUCAGGGCUAUGACACCGGCAUCGGGGGCUCCACAUCGACGAUCGUCAGUCCGUUGGGCUCACCUCAGCCGCAGCUGAGAUCACAUGCGCAGCGGAAUGCAGCUUUAGCACGUUAUAUGCAGCAGCAUCGUCAGGAGUCGCAGUCGCCGGAUUAUCACCGUUAUGCGAGCAUUGGCAAAUUGCCUCGUGCAACAACCAAUGGCAACGGCAAUGGCAAUGGCUUUGUGGGCAACACACACACCGUCACCGUCGACAUACAUCAGCACAAUGGCCCGGCCAAGCAACAGCCGACAAACAACAGCAACAACAACAAUCUACACUUGCCAUACAACGAUCUGAAUGGAAUGGCUCCGGCAUUUGCAACGCCGCCAACGCGUCGGCGUUUCUUUAACCACAAGAAUCUACGCAGCGCCCUCACGGGUCAUCGACGCACUGCCUCCAAUGGGGGUUAUCCGCUUGACACAGCUUCAAUGCUAUCGGGAGAUCAUCAUCGUUCGCAUCAUCAUCAAACCAGCGGCAAGGAGUCGAAUGCUCUGAACACCUCAACUUGCUCGGACUCAGCAGUGACGCGUCGUCGACGCAAAAACUUCAGCAAUAACAAUUUGAAGUCAUCCGCGGAGCAUGGAGCCAACAGCGAGAAUCGCUUGAAUCGCCUCAGCUUGGCGGGCACCUCGAUCAAAUCUCUAAUCAAAUCGCUUUGGAGUGUCAAUUCCUCCAAUUCAAGCGAUGCAGGACUCAAUCAAUUAGCAGGCAGCGACACCUUGGGCAUCGAACACCAUCCGCAGUCGUUGCUGAACUUGAAGCAGCAGAAGGAUCAGCUGCGUGCCCGUCUUGGCCUGCUGUUCAAUGACAACAGCAACGGCAACAACGUCAACGUCAAUGUCAACAACAACAGCAACACGAAUACAACCACCAGCAGCAGCAGCAGCAGCAGCGAUCACAAUGGCAACUCGACGCUGCACUCGACGAGCAUCUCGAGCAGCGCAGGAGUUGGCAGCAGCACCAGCAACAGCAACAGCAAUAGCAUCAGCAACAGCAGCAACAUCUGCACAACGGGCAACAGCAGCAGCUCCUCGCAGCUGAUCAGCCCGGAGCAGACGCUGGCCAGCGCCGGCCUCAGCGGCAGUCAGCUGUCGGUGGCCACGUCGCACAAGGACGACACGCUGAGCCUGUGCAGCAAGUUCAGCAAGAUGGGCUGCACCAUGCAGGAGCAUGCCUACGAGCCGUUGGCGCUGCCCGGCAAGUCACGCAAGGGAGCCACUCGCCGUUCCACGCGCGCUCAGCAGCUGCCGGCCAGCUUGGGCGCUGGAGCAUCGACUACAGCGGGCGCUGUCAACAAGCGAGCAGCAGCAGCCGCCGCGUUGGCUGCAGUGCAGCUGGCCUUGAAGCCGCUGUUCUUCGAGGUGCCGUUGCAGGAGCCCGAUCCGCCGUAUGUGGGCCGCCAGUGGCUGGUGCAGCAGCUGUCCAACAUCCUGCUGGGCACUGACACACGCGUGGUGCUCAUCAAUGGCCAGCCGGGCACGGGAAAGACGGCCUUCUGCCUGCAGCUGGUGGAGUACUCCUGCUUCGGCCGGCGACAGAUGCAGGCGCAGCAGCAGGAGGACGCGGACGCCAUCUACAGCCAGCUGGGCGCCCAGAAUGAGCGCAUGCGCGGCCUGGCCUCCCACAUGGUGGGCUACCACUUCUGCCAGGCGGACGCCAAUCUCACCUGCCAGGUGCCGGACUUUGUGCACUCGCUGGCCGCGCAGCUCUGCCAGGCGCCGCAGCUGACAGCGUACCGUGACUACCUGCUCUCGGAGCCGCAUCUACAGGAUAUCCUGAGCGUGCGCGAGUGCAUCGCGGAUGCGGAGCGAGUCAUGCGAUUGGCCAUACUGGAGCCACUGGCGCAGCUGCAUCGUGCCGGCAAGAUCCCAGCCAAGGUGGCCGUCAUAUUGGUGGAUGCACUGUGCGAGGCGGAGUACCAUCGUCCGGAUCAUGGACACACCAUUGCCAGCUUCCUGGCACAGAUGUCGCCACAUUUCCCACCCUGGCUGAAGCUAGUCGCCACGGUGCGCACCCAGAUGCUGGAGCUGGUCAAGGCGCCCAGCUACACCCAACUCACGCUGGACAGCUGGGCCAGCAGCCAGGCCCUGCAGCAGGACAUGCUGGACUACAUCAAUACGCGCAUCGCCCACUGCCCGGAGAUCCAGCACAACAUCGGCGGACAGGUGGCCCAGUCGCAGGCGAAGUUCGUCUCGCAUCUGCAGUCGCUGAGUCGCGGGUCCAUGCUGUACGCCAAGCUCAUACUGGACCUGAUCUCGCGUGGCCAACUGGUGGUCAAGUCAUCUAGCUACAAGGUGCUGCCCGUGUCCCUCGCCCAGAUCUUCCUACUUCACUUCAACUUGCGUUUUCCCACGGCGCAGAGCUUCGAGCAGACGUCGCCCAUACUCAACGUUUGCCUGGCCGCACUUUAUCCUCUGACGCUGGACGAGAUCUACUACAGCAUGGAGGCACUGCACCAUGGCCAAGAGCCGCUCAGCUGGUCGCAGUUCAUACAGCGCUUCAAGCUCCUGGACGGCUUCCUCAUUAAGCGCCUGGACAACACCUACAUGUUCUUCCACAGCUCGCUGCGGGAGUGGCUCAUGCGCCGGGACGAGGGCGAGUCCAGCAAAUUCCUCUGCGACGCACGACUCGGUCAUGCCGGCAUUGCCUUCCGGCUGUCCCGCCUCCAGGCGCCGCUCCAACCACAACUGACACUGGAGCUGGGCCAUCACAUGCUCAAGGCGCAUCUCUACAGCAACAGCCAAGCGGCGCUCUCGCCUCGGGAUUUGCAAUCCUAUUGGCUGGCCGGCGCAGCGGACAACAUCUCGGCUGCCCUGGGUGCCCUGCGCAAUGUCUACAGUCCCAAUGUGAAGGUAUCGCGGCUGGUGCUGCUCGCCGGCGCCUCGCCAGACCAUCGCACCGACUACAUGGGCGACGCGCCCAUUUUGUGCAUUGCCGCCCACGAGGGCAUCCUGCCCAUGGUCAGUCUGCUGCUGGAGUUUGGCGCGGAUGUGGGUCUGACCAAUAGCCAGGGCUGUACGCCGCUCAUCCUGGCCGCCAUGCGGGGGCACUGUGAUGUGGUGCGCCGACUGGUGGCCGCCGGCAGCAGCCUCGGUCAGCUGGACACCACGCAACGCUGCGCCCUGGUGCAUGCCGCCCGCAUGGGCCACCUCAGCGUGGUCCAAUAUCUGUUGGCCUGCGAUUGGUCGCCGCGAGCCCGCUCCCAGGACGUGGGCCGUUCCUUGGCACUGCAGCAGGCUCUCAUUGGCGCCGCUGCGCAGGCGCAUGUCAAAAUACUCGAGGAUCUGUUGGAUCUCAACGAACACGAGCUGGACGACCUCAGCGUCAAUGUGAACGGCCUGGAGCCGAGCAGCGGCGAGCUGGCCCUCACGGCAGCUGCUCGGCACGGCUGCGUGGACGCAGUCAACAUUCUGAUGUCCCGCGGAGCGCAAAUCGAUGCCAGGAAUCGUCAGGGCUAUACGGCGCUGUGGCUGGCCGUCAAGGAGGGCCACUGGAGCGUGGUGGAGCAGCUGCUGCAGCGCGGCGCCCUGCUGGACGAGCCGUUGGGGCAGGCGCGCAAGACGCCGCUCAUGAUCGCCGCCGAGGAGGGGCAUCUGGAAUUGCUGGAGCUGCUGCUGGCACGUGGCGCUGCCCUGGAGGCCGAGGAUCACGAGGGAUUCACGGCAUUCAGCUGGGCGUGCCUACGCGGCCAUCUGGCGGCGGCCAAGUGCCUUAUUGAGCACGGCUGCAAUCGGCAGCACGAAGAUCACAAGGGACGCACAGCGCUCGACCUGGCCGCCUAUCAAGGCGCCGCCAGCCUGGUGCUGUACCUGCUGGAGCAGGGCGCCAAUCUGGAGCACAUCGAUGUGCAUGGCAUGCGUCCGCUGGACCGGUCCAUAGCCUGCCGUAACAUACAGGCGGUACAGGUGUUUUUACGCAAGGGCGCUAAGCUGGGCCCCACCACCUGGAGCAUGGCCAUGGGCAAGCCGGAGAUCCUGGUGGUCCUGCUCAACAAGUUGCUGGAGGAUGGCAAUGUGCUGUACCGGAAGAAUCGCUUCCAGGACGCCGCGCAUCGCUACCAAUAUGCGCUGCGUAAGAUCUCUGGCCUGGAGCAGCUGCUCGAACGGAAUGCGGUCUUCGCCCAGCUGCGGACCAACCUGUUGCUGAAUCUGUCGCGUUGCAAGCGAAAACUGAAUGAACUUGACGCCUCCAUAGAUUUGGCCACGCAAGCCAUACUGCAGAAGCCGCACAGCUACGAGGGCUACUAUGCCCGGGCCAAGGCGCGCAUGGAGCUGGGCGCUCUCAAUGAGGCGCUGGUCGAUGCCAACGAGGCCAUGCAGCAGGCGGCUCAAAGCGGCGUCCUCUGCGAAGUCGUAGAAGUCCUCAAGCGCAUCCAGGCCGAGCUGCUGACGCGCAUCACCAGUGAGGAUAACAAGCUGUCCGGUUAUGGAACUGGUGCAGGAGCAGGAGCCGGCGCGGGAGCAGCUGGCGCCUGUGCCGUCUACGAAUCUCAGCAAGAGAUGACCGAUUUGUAAAUGUCCUUUGUUGUUGUAUCGCAUUCGAAUCACAAUCUUAACUUAAUAAUAGUUCUUAACUAUUUACUAUUUAUUGCUAUUUGGAAGUUUUAUUAAUUUAAACAAAAAUGUACUUUUUAUCAUUCUUUUUCUCUUAAAGCAUGUAAAAACUAGUUGUAAUAAACAUAUAUUGUUUAAGUUUA